Messenger RNA from Verticillium alfalfae VaMs.102, 1926 nucleotides. RefSeq lists its product as hypothetical. Lineage: Eukaryota; Fungi; Ascomycota; Sordariomycetes; Glomerellales; Plectosphaerellaceae. The transcript is spliced from 4 exons. Gene Ontology annotation, biological process: negative regulation of transcription by RNA polymerase II. Gene Ontology annotation, cellular component: Sin3-type complex. Gene Ontology annotation, molecular function: histone deacetylase binding. The record is from RefSeq and is a predicted model, not a curated record. Bases 1 to 1926 code for a protein of 641 amino acids.
AUGGCGGCCGCUGGGGCGAUCCCCCCUGCGCUCUCGCCAGAGCAGCCGACCCUUGACCAUGACGACAGCAACAUCUCCAGUCCGUUGAGCGAUGUCGAGGACGGAGACGGCGACGAAGGCUCUCUCGAUGUCAUGAACAUACAUCACGAUACGCCUCGCCAGCAUGACGACGACGAGGGCGAUGUGUCCGAGUCCGACAGCAAUCUCUCCGACGCCAACGACACCGAGGCCGAGACGGAGCGUCUCUUCGACACACCGCAAGCCCAGCGACACCGAGACGUCGUCGUCAAUGAAUUCAAUGACGGUCAGAUCUUUGAGCACACCCCAAGUAAGCUCCAGAAAACAUUUUCCGUCGACGACGAGGCCGACAAUAGCGAUAAUGAGUCGCUGUCCGACAACGACGACGUGUCCCUGGCAUCGAGCCCCGGCGACGGAUCCCCUUCCCCGACCAAACCUGCCAAGCCCGCCGUCACGUCGUUGGCAAGCCCUGUUCGAGAAUCAUCGGAGACGAAGAAGCGAAAACGGUCACUUCCCGUCGAUCAAUCCGACUCUGACCAACCCUUGAGAAAGCGCACGGGCUCGUUCGCCGCGCCAGACUUGGGCGAUGCUGCGCGCCGCGAAGAUGAUGAGGAUGAUCCUCUGUCGACGCGCCCCAACAGCGGGAACCAAUCUGCCGACGAGGAAAUUCCAGUCCUGACCACCGAAGCCAAGACUGAGCCGUCUCGAGACAGCGCCAGCCCAGUCAAAGCGCACCCCCCGACGAGGGCGUUGAGCCCCGUGUGGACGAGGAUGUGGCUGUUGCCCGAGGUUGAAGACGAUGCCGACGCUGCCGCCAGAGACGAGGAAGAACGUAGGGCAACCACUUGCAAUGGCAUGAACGAACGACAGCUAACGCCACGCGCAGUUGAGAGGAAACAAGCCGCACUCGACGAGUGGAGUCAGCUUGAAGCCAGAUUUGUGCUCUUCCGCGAGAGGCUCUACAAGGAGCGCCUUGAGCGUUUGGAAGCCGAGGAGCAGUCUCUCCAGUCCGACAAUCCUACCCACCCUGAAUAUCUUCUCAUGAGGCAAUGUCUCGACGAGCGACUCGACAACAGGAUGCGCGAGGUCAACAGGGAACAUGAGCUCACAAUCCAAGCCCUCGACAGACUCUCCGUCGCACGCAGGGCGCAGAUCUGGGGUCAAUUCUACCAGGGUAUCCGGGAGAAGCGUGAGCAAUACCUGGAAUCGCUCAACCAGGAGUGGUACGAAACCCAGAACGCCAGGCGCAGCGCACACAGCGUCCCCGACUACAGCAUUCAAUUCCCCACGAUCCCUGCCCAGCGCACCAGGAAUGCUGUCGCAUACAACACUGAGGUGGCCUACCUCGCAGGCCUCGCCAAGCAUGAAGGCUUUCCCGCGGUUCCUGCGAUGCGAGGUGCAAGCGCUGCCGAAAUUGAUGACGAUCUGGAAGCUAUCAAGAGAUCAAUUAUGCAGCCUCUUGAAGACUAUCAGGCCGUUUCAUUUGGAGGUACGCUCGGUCCGGCCGGCGAACAGUUUAUCAAGAACACGCCUUGGGCAAACCCCAACCACAUCUCCCACAAGAUGCAACAUGUGCCUCUUCACUCUGAGCCCGGUUCCAGCACCGCCAUGUCCUCGGCGCCGCCACAAGCUGGUCCCUCGCAUGUGGGCCAACACCACCACCACCAUCACCACCACCAUCAGCAGCAGCAACAUCUGCCGCCGCCGCCGCCCAACGGACAGGCAACAUCUCAGCAGUCACCAACACUAUCAGCCGUGUCUCCAGAGACGUUGCGAACGGCCAGCGUCCUCAGCCAGGGCGUCCACAUGAAGCAUGCGGGAAUGGGCGGUGUGGGCCGCGGAACCAAGGCAGUACAGGCACAGGAGCCGGCAUCGAAACAGGAUAUGCCCAUGGCUGUGGCAACCUAA